GCUCUCGUGUCCUUUGAGGAGGUAGCUGUCUAUUUCUCCAAGGAGGAGUGGGCUCUGUUGGAUCCUGACCAAAAAGCCCUGCACAGAGAAGUCAUGCUGGAGAAUGCAGUAAAUGUAUCUUUUCUGGAAGGAGCUAAUGGCCAGGAGGAUGAGAAUUAUAGGCCACAAUUCCAAACACUGCAGCAGGAAGAAGAAAAAGAGAAGCUGGGACAUGAAGUGGAAUCAAAAAGAAGUGAGAAGUACCAGUCAACUAAUGAGAGAAAGAGAUGUGUGACUUCCCCAUGUGGUCCAAUUCAAGGCUUUCUUGUGGAGCAAAAUCACCAAGAGAAAACAAAGAGAAGGUGUUUGGGGAAAAGAAUGAUCAUCUGCAAAGAAAAAUUUGAUUUAAACAAAUAUUACACAAAUCACACAAAGAGAGAACAGUAUCAAUGCAGAGAUGUCAAAAAGUCUUAUAGUAGGACUGUUUCUAUAGAUCAAAGCGUCAACAUGGGAGAGAAUCUGUAUAGGUGCAUGGAAUCUGGAGAAAGCUUCAGCAACAGCAGUUCCCUGAUUUCCCAUAAAAUAAAUCACAAAGUUGAGAAACCAUAUAAAUGUAUGGAAUGUGGAAAGAGUUUUAAUCAAAGGAGUAACUUGAUUUCCCAUAAAAGGAUCCACAGCAAGGAGAAACCGUAUAAAUGCACAGAGUGUGGGAAGAGCUUCAGAAAGAGCAGUUACCUUACUUGUCAUAAAAGGAUCCACACUGGGGAGAAGCCUUAUAAAUGCAUGGAGUGUGGGAAGAGCUUCAGUCAGAGUGGCCACCUGAAUCCCCAUAGAAGGAGCCAUUCAGGAGAGAAACCAUUUAAAUGCAUGGAGUGUGGAAAGAGCUUCCGUGAAAAUAGGUCCCUUACUUCCCAUAAAAUGAUCCACACAGGGGAAAAACCAUAUAAAUGUAUGGAGUGUGGAAAGAGCUUUAGUGAGAGCAGCCACCUGAUUUCCCAUAAAAGGAGCCACUCAGGAGAGAAACCAUAUAAAUGUAUGGAAUGCGGAAGGAGCUUCAUGUGGAACAGUCAACUUAUAUCUCAUAGAAGUGUUCACACAGGAGAGAAACCAUAUAAAUGUGUCGAAUGUGGGAAGAGCUUUAGUCAGAGCAGCCAUCUUAGUUCUCAUCAAAGAAUUCAUACAGGGGAGAAACCAUAUAAAUGUGUGGAAUGUGGAAAAUGCUUCAGCAACAGCAGUUCCCUUUCUUACCACAGAAGGAUCCAUACAGGAGAGAAGCCUUAUAAAUGUGUGGAAUGUGGAAAAUGUUUUAGUCAAAGCAGCAGUCUGAUUUCCCAUAAAAGAAUUCACACAGGGGAGAAACCAUAUAAAUGCACUGAAUGUGGGAAGAGUUUCCAUGGAAAUGGGUCCCUUCGUUCCCAUAAACUGAUUCAUGCAGGGGAGAAACCAUAUAAAUGCACAGAGUGUGGAAAGAGCUUCAGUCAUAAUAACUCCCUUCGUUCCCAUAAAAAGAUUCACACAGGUGAGAAACUAUAUAACUGCAUGGAGUGUGGAAAGAGCUUUACUCAUAGCAGUCAUCUUACUUCUCAUAAAAGGAUCCACACAGGGGAGAAACCGUAUAAAUGCACAGAGUGUGGGAAAAGCUUCAUUCAGAUCAGUUCCCUUACUUCCCAUAAAAAGAUUCAUACAUGUGAAAAGCCAUAUAAUCCAUAAAGUGGGGAAGGGUUUCAGCUGAAUUCCAUAUAAAGAUCCACUCAUCAUGUACUUGAUUGUAUUUAUCCAUACCCUACCUUCAAGUUCUCAGCUAUAGAACUAUGCUUUCUCUGAUUCUUGAAUUCUCAGGACCCGUGUUUUAGCUUAGAAGGAGCAGCCAAAUAAAGUAUUAAUAUCUUUUUUUCCAAUAAUGUUAUUAAAGAUGAUAUAAAACAGAUAAAACUAAUACAAAAACCUAAUACAACAACGCAUUAAAAUGUUAAGGAAGUGCAGAAGAAAAAUACCUCUCCCCAAAAAAGAUAAGAAGAAACUUCCCCCUUCAUCUCCAGCAAGUAUAUUCAACAUUAGCAAUUUAUCGCUGUCCCUUAAAAUACUACCAAAUACAUCUUCCUUCCAUAUUUCACCCCCUUUUCUAUAGACCCAUCUCUAAAUCCUCAGCUCUCCUUAUUAAUCAACAGAAGAUGUAAAAAUUAAGAGACAUAACUGACAACAUAAGCAUUUAGUCCCCCUUUCCAUUUAAACAUAAUCCCCCUAAUCCCUCUCUUAAUAAUCAAAAUCUAAUCCAAAUUAGCUAUUAGACAUUACCAAAAGAUAAAAAAUAAUCAUUAAUCAUCACCAGAUAUAGCAACCCAUCAUUAAUCUCAAUUAACAAUUAAACAUCAUAAAACAUUACAAAAUACAUUACCAGAAAUAAUAAUCCCUUAUUUAUAUACCACAAAUAGUAACAGAUGUUACAAACUAAUCCAUUACACUCAAUUGAACAUUUCCAAAAAAGAUCUAUCUAGUCAAAGUAACCAUUAAAGAUCACC
Messenger RNA from Python bivittatus (Burmese python), 2498 nucleotides. NCBI's taxonomy places the organism in Eukaryota, Metazoa, Chordata, Lepidosauria, Squamata, Pythonidae. The record is from RefSeq and is a predicted model, not a curated record.